Solanum verrucosum is the source of this 1001-nucleotide messenger RNA. RefSeq lists its product as uncharacterized. The record is from RefSeq and is a predicted model, not a curated record. Lineage: Eukaryota; Viridiplantae; Streptophyta; Magnoliopsida; Solanales; Solanaceae. The coding region runs from base 38 to 805 and encodes 255 amino acids. The transcript is spliced from 4 exons. Gene Ontology annotation, molecular function: ubiquinone binding. Gene Ontology annotation, biological process: cellular respiration; ubiquinone biosynthetic process.
GAGAAACUUUUGAAUUGUUUGUAAAUUUUUUUCUGCAAUGCCGUCGUUUGUUUCAACAUCAAAGGCGAUUAGGCAUUUAGUUACGCAUCGGAAUGUGUUGAAACGGAGGUUGGGGAUUGAUAAUUAUGGUUGGGGAUUAGGAAAUCAUGUUCAAGUUCGAUGCUUGAGUGGCAUUGUUGGUGUUCCUUCAGUUUCUCCUGGUUGUGAUGCGGGUAGCAAGCUGAUUAAGCCCUCGCCGUCUGGAGAAGUUUAUAGAAUUGGGCCUGUAAUUCAAAGCAGAGGAUUUUUGGGCUGUGGUGAUGGGGAAGAGGGGAGUAUGUUAACCAAAAUACAUGAGGAGAAGCGUGUCUUGGGAUACUCUCCAGAGCAGUUAUAUGCUGUGGUUGCUGCUGUUGACUUGUAUGAAGAUUUCCUCCCCUGGUGUCAAAGAUCAGAGAUCAUAAAACGCCAUCCAGAUGGAUCUUUUGAUGCUGAGCUAGAAAUUGGCUUCAAAUUUCUCGUUGAGAGUUAUGUGUCUCAUGUGGAACUAAACAAACCAAAAUAUAUAAAGACAACUGCUACUGAUACUGGCCUUUUUGAUCAUUUGAUUAACAUCUGGGAGUUCAACCCAGGACCAAUUCCAGGAUCUUGUAACCUUAACUUUUUGGUAGAUUUUAAGUUCCAAUCUCCGUUAUAUCGACAGGUAGCAAACAUGUUCUUUAAGGAGGUGGUCUCUAAACUAGUUGGUUCUUUCCAUGAUCGUUGCCGUUUGAUAUAUGGACCAGGGGUUCCUAUUCGUGAGGAUACAUAUCAACAGAGGUUAUGAAGAUUGGUGUUUGGUUGUGAUGAAAUGAAGCAUGGGCCAGUUCAAUUUUCCGAGUACCAGUUGGUCCAACUGCAUUCUAAUUCUUGAGUUAAUUCAAAACUUGGGAAGGAGCUGAUUCAGCCUCCCUGGUAUUCCCAAUUUCUUAAACUUACUGGGUUGUUUCUUUUUUGUUUUUGGCGGGCGGGAUGAGGGUUGG